AUGGCUUCGGUUUCAGCCCUCGACAAAUACAAACUAGUGUUCCUAGGAGAGCAAUGCAUCGGGAAAACGAGUAUCAUCUCUCGGUUUGUACACGGCAUAUUCGAUGAUACUUAUCGGGUAACGAUUGGUAUUGAUUUACUUUCAAAGAUAAUUAAUGUUGAAGACCAGACUGUAAGUUUGAAGCUAUGGGAUACUGCUGGAUAUGAAAGAUUCAGUAUUUCUAUGCCAGGCUGUAUAAGGGACUCCUCUGUUGCAGUCAUAGUAUAUGAUGUUACAAGUCGACAGUCAUUUCUUAGCACUACAAAGUGGAUCGAGUAUGCUCGCACAGAGAUAGGAAGUGAUGCUAUUAUUUUCCUAGUUGGCAACAAGGCUGAUCUGGUGGAUAAGAGGUAA
Messenger RNA from Salvia hispanica, 393 nucleotides. RefSeq names its product ras-related protein RABH1b-like. The record is from RefSeq and is a predicted model, not a curated record. Gene Ontology annotation, molecular function: GTP binding; GTPase activity. Lineage: Eukaryota; Viridiplantae; Streptophyta; Magnoliopsida; Lamiales; Lamiaceae.